Molecule: messenger RNA, 4660 nt
Organism: Xyrauchen texanus (razorback sucker)
Lineage: Eukaryota; Metazoa; Chordata; Actinopteri; Cypriniformes; Catostomidae
Product: tetratricopeptide repeat protein 31-like
Exons: 16
Coding region: 257-1759 (500 amino acids)
Molecular function (GO): RNA binding; protein binding; metal ion binding
Source: RefSeq, a predicted model, not a curated record
GUUCUACUCUAUUCGUAGCUGUUUUUAAGCGCAACCACACUUCGGCUUGAACGGCCCCUAAGACGUUCAUUCUGGGAGGCGCUUGAUUCCAGCUCCACACACCCGCCUGACGCUCCCUCGACGCCCAGGAAGAGUAACAGCACACAUCUACCUCCAUAAGUUUUAAAAGGACGAUUCAUUCGGUGUUUUAACGCUAGUGUACGCGCAUUCUGUCGCCCAUAUGUUUCUGGAGUGGUAUUGAGAGUAAUAAUGCUGGAUGGUCGGACUGAUGAAGUUCAGUUUGGAUAUCUGCCGGCUUCUGGGGCUCAGCGGCUCCAGUGAUGAGACGCCACAGGAGAUGGACGCAGGAGCCAUUGCUGAGCAGAAUGAAGACACACUCUCACAGGAUGUGUUAAUUGGUGAGGAGGGUCUCGGCGAGGAUGAGAAGGCCAGACGGAAAUCUGAGAGGCGAAAAGCCAAGAGGAAGCGUCAACGGCAGCGUAAGAAACAGGAGCAGGUUAAAAAGGAUGAAUGCAGCGAGCAGGGGAAGGAGAAUGCCGGAGCUGAAUCUGAACUCGAGGAGUCAGAGGAGUCUGAGCCAGAAGAGGUGGAAGAGAACGUCCUUUCAAAGGUGGAAGAGAAGCCAGUAGCUCCUCUGAGUAAAAGUCCUGCUGGACCUCCACUGUCUUCAGUGAACAAAAGCAGCCAGCAACCGAUGACCCGCUCCAGUGAAGAGGACCCAGAGUGGGAUGUAAACAGUGCUUUUGUUGCCAACGCUGUUAGUCACAUCCGACCUAAAGCCAAGCGUAAAGGAGCUCACAAAUCAAAAGAGAACAAGGAAAAUGAGAGCAGGAAUGGAGAAGUGACUGGAGAAGUCGUUGGUUUAGCUGAUGCUGUAACUAAAAGAAGUGCCUUACUAGUAGAAAAAGGUAUCCGAUUCGUACAGGAGGGACAGUACUCGCACGCUCUCAGUCUGUUUACAGAGGCCAUCAAAUGUGAUCCUAAAGACUACAGGUUUUUUGGGAAUCGCUCCUAUUGUUACUGUUGUCUGGAGCAGUACCCUCUGGCCCUAGCAGAUGCUGAGAAGUCCAUUCAGAUGGCUCCUGAUUGGCCCAAAGGCUAUUACCGUAGGGGAAGUGCACUUAUGGGGCUAAAGAGGUACAGUGAAGCUGAGAAAGCCAUGGAGCAGGUGCUAAAGCUGGACAGAGAUUGCGAAGAAGCUGUCAAUGACCUGCUUUACUGUAAAGCGCAACAGCUUACGGAUCUGAGAUAUGACGAGGAGCAGAGCAUCCAGUUGCUGGAAAAAUAUAACACCGUGCAGUCAGUUGUUGCAGCCAGGGCAUCAAAUCAGGACUGUGCCUUCCUUCAGCCAGGUCCUUGCAAUUCCCUCUGGGUGGGUAACGUGUCCACAGAACUGACGGAGAAGCAUUUGCGGGACCUUUUCAAAAUUUAUGGAGAAAUCGACAGCAUUCGGGUUCUGCACGAACGUUUCUGUGCCUUUGUAAACUUUAAGAAUGCUAACAUGGCUUCCCGUGCAAUGGAGAAACUCAAUGGACAUCUUAUUGAGAAUACCCGUCUAGUGGUUCGAUAUCCAGAUCGACGGAUUCAGAGAGCCCUGCCAACUCCUGCCAUUCAACAAUCAGGAUUUGCUGGGCCUAGACGCAGAGGUCCUGUCAACGGAGACGAAUGUUAUUUCUGGAGGACCUCUGGCUGUCAUUUUGGAGAUAGGUGUCGCUAUAAGCACAUUCCUGAUCACAGAGGCAAAGACUGGCAACCUUGAGUCAACACUAGUCUCCCCUUCUGUCUCCCUCUGAAAUCUGGGAGGUGCCUGCAUGACUGCAGGGGAACUGUUAUCUUCACUUUUGCUUUUGUAGAUCAGGCCCAGUAUUAUAGAUCAAGAGUGCAGCGUUAUUUGAGUUCACUGUCAGACUCUGGACCUCACGGGGGUAUAAACGUAGAGCAGACUUAUGAAGUGAGGGUUGGGUGGUGCACAGUGCCAGAGCAUUGUUACAUCGCAUCACCGUCUGCUGAGGUAUGUGGCCUCUCAUAUCGUAUGUUCUCUUCUCUCUUCCUGUGCCAACACCACCAAGCCAAAGAAGAGUCUGGUCUGACAUUUGAGCUUCAGUCCGAAUGAAUGACUUUCAUUCUGCAUUUGGGGUUAAAAACAUAAAAUCCCUUGAAAUGAGGAUCAGAGAGUUGUACCAAAGAAUAAUACUAUGCCAUCUGUGGAUUUUAUGUUAAGAGAGAGAGCUUGAAAAAGCAUUGAACUUCAAUCAGGGAAAAUUAGCUUUUGAGAUUUGGCGUGUGUGUUUUGAUUUGAUUUUUUAUAAUUUAGCUCAAAUUCCACCAUCUCACACACACACUUCAUCUGUUCAUUCUACAUGUUUGUUGCCAUUUCAAAUAUAACUUCAUCUAUGAUCCUAAAUUCUCUUGAACUGCCCCAACUGCAAGACCUCUUAGGGCUUAUCAGUAUUGCAAAGGUUAGAGCUAUUGUUUGCACCUUUCUAAGAAUUGAAGUCCCUCUUGAUCUGUUAUUUUCACUUUCCCAUUAGUUUUUAACAAUCUUGCACUUUACCACAUCAUCAGAUAUUUAAAUUGGGUAUAUGAAACAUCAACUACAGGUAGUGUUCCUUGGUUGAAGAGCGCGGCGUUCCUCGGCUGAGGUCAUCAGAACAACAUGUGAAAGUUUAUUUUAAAUAAGCUUGGUCUUUUGUUUAUUUGCAGCCAGUCAGAAUCAUGUUGCUACAGGUAUUGAUGAUCUACAUCAUCAAUGGAAUUUUCCUACAGCUUUAAGAUUUUCAAUUUUGUAUGUUUAAAGUAUUUUCUAAUGGCAUGUCAGUAAAAAAAAAAAAGAAUUUAAGAGUUUAAAUAUUAUGCAAGGGCUCAGAUGCUGGAGGAAGCUGCGGAAUCUCCUGCCCUGGCUUUGACACUUCUAACAUCAGCACAAAAUUGAAUGAGGUGUUUUGCAUCAUUUUCUCCUCUUGUAUUUUAAAAUGCCUGUUAUGGGUUUAACGAAAGAGAACGAUAUUUGGACUGGUCUUUAGUCUUACGCAUCAUAUCAUCAGUUUGUAGUCUUUUCUUGUAGAACAGAGUUUGUUGCUAUUAGUAGUUAAGAUGAUGAUGAGGUUUUUUUUUGCAAAAAAAAUGCCUUUUUUGUUUAAAGGCAUUUGAAAAUUCUUACAUUAUCUCACAUUGAUGUUGAGAAUGAAAGUCAGUUUCUGUUGUACUGUUUUAUGACACGCACUUAACCAAAGAAACACUAAUGUUUACCUAGCGUUCCGCUGACAAACAUAUCUGCUAUUUUUUACUAAUGUAUAUAUAUUUUGGACGUGUCACUUCUCAGUUUUUAGAUACAACUGCAUCGGUUUUAUGCAGUCAUUAGUCACACUAGUGCUUUUAGUUGAAUUGUUUCUCAUUUUGGGCAUUGAAGGUAAUUUCUUAUGGCAUUUUGUGACUAUGUAGAGUGCCUUCCAACAAUAACUUGCUAUCAGAUGAGUUGAGCAUUAAUAUUUGAUGCAUGAAUGCAUUUGGUAGAUGCUUUUAUCCAAAGCGACUUGCAGUGCAAGUUUUCAAAUGUUUAUUGGUAUGUUACGUGGGAAUUGAACCUAUGACCUUGAUUGAUUCCCAGGGACAACACAUGUUGAUAAAAUAUGUACCUUGAAUGCACUGUAUGUAACUUUGGAUAAACGCAUCUGCCAAUUGCAUACAUGUAAUAUUUAAACUGAGAUUUUCCAUUAACGUGGUGGCUACGAAUUGGUUGAUAAACUGAAUUAUACAGCUGAAGUAUUUUACUUUAAAAGAACGGUAAUGAAUUCAGAGAAAUGUCCCUUAUUGUGUGCUUAGUUGAUUUGAAAUUGUGGUGAUUCUUCUUUUCAGCUUUAAAGAAAGACAUGCAUUUUCAAAUAAAUUACUAUUAUUAUUAUUUUAUUCUGAGUCUGACAACAAUAAUUCCUCACUGUUGUGCUAUAGAUAAAGCACUUACUUAAACAUGCAUUAAAUUACAUUUAUUGCUUGUAUGGAGGACCGUUUGUGUCAUUUUGCUUGAAUGUGUGACGUUCUUAAUUUUGCUUUUUGGAAUAUUGAUUGAAGCAAACUACUCUGUGCUCUUUCAUAUUCUGUUAAAAUUUCAUUUGCAGCUCUAUUUAAGACUGCAUUGGGAAAACAUUAUCGCAAUAAAUGUAUGAAAGCUCAAUUUUAUUGUGUUGUAUUGUGCUUUUGUUGCCUUGGAGAUGUGUUUUAUUUUUAUUUAUUAUUUUUUUUUUUUACCUAGCAUUCUGGUGCAAUUCACUAAGGCUGCGAUCACACUAAAAUGGUUUCUGUUGAAAAAGUUUUCAGUUUUUGUUGUCCAAAGUGUGCGGUACUAGAGAGCAUUUUUGGAAGUCUCAAUUUUGGAUGAGAGAUGGAAACGUAAUGCAAUAAUUGCAUUUUCAACCAAAAACAUUAGUCUGGACAUGGCAGAGGAUUUGAUUGGAAUGGAAUACAAGCUUGUUUCAUGCUGUGCAAUACAUGCUUCCUAUUGUUUUGUUUUUUCCUUAAAUAGUAUGUGGCACCAUCUGCAAUAUGUAACAAUAAUAAAAAUGUAAAUUGUUGAUGCAGCAUUGAUGUCACAAGGCCUCUUUUAUGCAGCUUGUUUAAUUCAGCAAGUGACAUCCUGUUGUCAUCGUGAAAAAAAAAAAAAAGU